Messenger RNA from Dama dama (fallow deer), 11981 nucleotides. It is a transcript of the gene TUT7, whose product is annotated as terminal uridylyl transferase 7. The transcript has 29 exons. Bases 154 to 4776 code for a protein of 1540 amino acids. The record is from RefSeq and is a predicted model, not a curated record. Gene Ontology annotation, molecular function: nucleic acid binding; zinc ion binding; RNA uridylyltransferase activity. NCBI's taxonomy places the organism in Eukaryota, Metazoa, Chordata, Mammalia, Artiodactyla, Cervidae.
GCAGCGCCGGCUCCCAAUCGCGCACAAUGAGACAGCGCUGAGCGCCGGAAGUGGGGCUGAAGGAAAACACGGAGAGGGAGCCCGGCCGGGACAGGAAGAGGCGGGGGGCCGCGGCGGAGGUGGUGAACAGGAAGAAAACUGAAGUCGAAGACCAUGGGAGAUGCCACAAAACCUUAUUUUGUGAGGCGUCCUAAAGAGCGAGGGACUACAGAUGAUGAGGAUUUCAGAAGGGGUCACCCUCAACAAGAUUAUUUAAUAAUGGAUGAUUAUGCUAAAGGCCAUAGCAGUAAAAUGGAAAAAGGCCUUCCCAAAAAAAAAGUAACACCAGGGAACUAUGGGAAUACCCCCAGAAAAGGACCGUAUGCUGUUUCUAGCAAUCCAUAUGCAUUUAAGAACCCAAUUUACAGUCAACCCACUUGGCUCAAUGACAACCACAAAGAUCAGAGUAAGAGAUGGCUCUCUGAUGAACUUGCCAGUAAUUCAGACAGUUGGAGAGAAUACAAACCUGGACCUAGAAUCCCUGUUAUAAACCGACCAAGAAGAGACUCUUUUCAGGAAAGUGACGAUGGAUAUAGGUGGCAGGAUGGAAGAGGCUGCAGAACUGUAAGACGACUAUUUCAUAAAGAGCUGACAAACCUGGACACCAUGUCAGAAAUGGAAGCGGGAAGCCCUGAAAACAAGAAGCCGAGGUCCAGACCUCGGAAGCCACGGAGAACUAGAAACGACGAAAAUGAACAGGAUGGAGACUUGGAAGGCCCUGUGAUCGAUGAGUCUGUGCUUUCAACGAAGGAGCUGCUGGGCUUACAGCAGGCUGAGGAGCGGCUGAAAAGAGACUGCAUCGACAGGCUGAAAAGGCGACCAAGAAACUACCCUUCAGCAAAGUACACCUGCAAACUUUGUGAUGUUUUAAUUGAAUCCAUUGCAUUUGCUCAUAAGCAUAUCAAAGAGAAGAGGCACAAGAAAAACAUUAAGGAGAAGCAAGAGGAAGAGUUGCUCACCACGUUACCCCCGCCUACACCCUCCCAGAUAAAUGCAAUUGGUAUUGCCAUUGACAGAGUGGUACAGGAGUUUGGCUUACACAAUGAGAACUUGGAACAGAGACUAGAAAUUAAACGUAUCAUGGAAAGUGUGUUCCAACACAAGUUACCAGAUUGCUCUCUGAGAUUAUAUGGGUCAUCCUGUAGCAGAUUUGGUUUCAAAAAUUCGGAUAUAAACAUUGACAUUCAAUUUCCAGCCAUUAUGUCUCAGCCAGAUGUUCUCUUACUUGUCCAAGAAUGUUUAAAGAACAAUGACUCUUUUAUUGAUGUUGAUGCGGAUUUCCAUGCUCGAGUGCCAGUGGUGGUGUGCAGAGAAAAGCAGAGUGGUCUUCUUUGUAAAGUGAGUGCAGGAAAUGAAAAUGCUUGUCUGACAACAAAUCAUUUAACUGCCCUUGGAAAACUAGAAUCAAAGCUGGUUCCUCUGGUGAUUGCAUUUAGGUACUGGGCAAAGCUUUGCAGCAUAGAUCGCCCUGAAGAAGGAGGUUUGCCACCUUAUGUGUUUGCUCUGAUGGCCGUUUUCUUUCUUCAACAGAGGAAAGAACCCCUUCUGCCUGUUUAUCUAGGAUCAUGGAUUGAAGGAUUCUCACUAGACAAAUUAGGAAACUUCAACCUUAAAGAAAUUGAGAAGAACUCUGUGGUCUGGGAAUACACUGAUAAUGUUGCAGGGAAUGUGGACUCAACAAAAGAGGAGGCACCAAAGGAAAUAGCCAUUAAAAGGGGACAGGUAUCAUUAAUAUUUGAUUCAAAACAGCAGCCUUCAGUACCAGUUGGGCAGCUCUGGGUGGAAUUGCUCCGAUUCUACGCUUUAGAAUUUAAUUUGGCUGAUUUAGUGAUAAGUAUCCGUGUCAAAGAAUCGAUAUCUCGUGAAUCAAAGGAUUGGCCCAAAAAACGCAUUGCCAUUGAAGAUCCCUACUCUGUAAAAAGAAAUGUGGCAAGGACCCUAAAUAAUCAACCUGUGUUUGAAUAUAUACUUCAUUGUUUAAGGACAACGUAUAAAUAUUUUGCUCUUCCACACAAAGUUAUGAAAUCCAGCCUUCCAAAGCCUCUGAGUACUGUCAGCUGUACUUCUGAACGUUCUAAAGAAAUAGCGAAACAUGAUCCAGAGGUACAAGCGAAAGGUGAUAAACUCAAAAACUCAGUUUUGGCUCAAGGUUCUGGUGCUGCCAGUUCAACUGCAAAGACCUGCAAGGCACAGCCACUUACUCUUAAAGAGACUGCUAAAAACUUUGAAAGCCCAUCAGCAGAGAAAAUGGAAAACUCACACAUCAGUGUCCACCUGGAAAACUCUGACUGUAUUAAGGCAAGAGUCAGUUCUAGUGACUCUAAGGACAUUGAAGUACAUCAUCAAGAAACAGGAAGUAAAAAUAAGAAAGAAAAAAGUGGAAAGGAAGGCAAGCAGAUGCCUUUGACUGCUGAUGAUCAAGCUUUAAGUAGUAGCAAGUGUGGCACGCUUGUCACCUGUGGCAGCCCAGGAAAUAAGGAGAAAGAUGCCAAUUUGGAUCUAAAAGGCUUCAGAAAUCCUAUAGCUAAAGAGUAUGAUGAAUUUCCUACUUCAUAUGCCAAGGCUGAUAUUGAUGAAGAAAGCAUAGAAGGUACCAGUGAACUCGGAGAUGCUGUAAGCCACUUUACCCCUUCAAGACAGAGCCAGAUAUCAGGAAUCCUUCACUCUGAUGAGGAAGAGGAGGAGGAGGAGGAGGAAGAACCAAGGCUCUCCAUUUCCCGAAGGGAAGAUGAGGAUGACAUUGCUAAUGGAGACGAAUUAGACAACACCUUCACUGGAUCAGGGGAUGAGGAUGCCCUGUCUGAAGAGGAUGUGGAAUUAGAUGGAUCUACUAAGUAUGAUGACUUGAAAGAAUGUGGAAAACACCAUGUAGAUGGAAAUCUUCUAAUGGAACUUAAUAAAAUCAGCCUUAAAGAAGAAAGUGUGUGUGAGGAAAAUUCAACUGUGGACCAGUCUGAUUUCCUCUAUGAAUUUAGUAAACUCACCUUCACCAAAGGCAAGUCUCCUACAGUGGUUUGCAGUUUAUGCAAACGAGAGGGUCAUCUAAAGAAGGACUGUCCUGAAGACUUCAAAAGAAUCCAGCUGGAACCUUUGCCUCCAUUAACACCCAAAUUUUCAAAUAUCUUAGAUCAAGUUUGCAUUCAGUGUUACAAGGAUUUUUCUCCAACUGUUCUAGAAGAUCAGGCACGUGAACAUAUUCGGCAAAACCUAGAAAAUUUCAUAAGGCAGGAGUUUCCAGGAACUAAAUUAAGCUUGUUUGGCUCCUCCAAAAAUGGAUUUGGGUUCAAACAGAGUGACCUUGAUGUCUGCAUGACAAUUAACGGACUUGAAACUGCUGAGGGGUUGGACUGUGUAAGAACUAUUGAAGAAUUGGCAAGAGUCCUCAAAAAGCAUUCAGGACUGAGAAACAUCUUGCCUAUUACAACAGCAAAGGUGCCGAUUGUGAAGUUCUUCCAUUUGAGAAGCGGUCUCGAAGUGGACAUCAGUUUGUAUAACACAUUGGCCCUUCAUAACACAAGACUCUUAUCUGCUUACUCAGCCAUUGAUCCCAGAGUGAAAUAUUUGUGCUAUACUAUGAAAGUAUUUACAAAGAUGUGCGAUAUUGGUGAUGCUUCUAGAGGCAGCUUAUCGUCAUACGCAUAUACGCUCAUGGUGCUAUAUUUUCUUCAGCAGAGGAAUCCACCAGUUAUUCCUGUCCUUCAGGAGAUAUACAAAGGUGAAAAGAAACCUGAAAUAUUUGUUGAUGGCUGGAAUAUUUAUUUUUUUGAUCAAAUAGAUGAACUGCCCAACUAUUGGCCAGAAUAUGGAAAAAAUACAGAAUCUGUUGGGCAGCUGUGGUUGGGACUUCUUCGUUUCUACACAGAGGAAUUUGAUUUUAAAGAACAUGUAAUUAGCAUCAGGAGAAAAAGUCUGCUUACAACUUUUAAGAAACAGUGGACAUCAAAAUACAUUGUUAUUGAAGAUCCGUUUGAUUUGAAUCAUAAUCUUGGAGCCGGAUUAUCAAGGAAAAUGACAAAUUUUAUAAUGAAAGCAUUUAUUAAUGGGAGAAGAGUAUUUGGGAUUCCAGUCAAAGGAUUUCCAAAGGACUACCCCUCAAAAAUGGAGUACUUUUUUGAUCCAGAUGUGCUAACUGAAGGAGAGCUGGCCCCAAAUGAUAGAUGUUGCCGCAUUUGUGGGAAAAUCGGACACUUCAUGAAGGACUGUCCUAUGAGGAGAAAAGUGAGGCGACGGCGAGAUCAGGAAGAUACCCUGAACCAAAGAUACCCUGAGAACAGAGACAAAAAAAGCAAAGAAGAUAAAGAAAUUCAAAACAAGUACACAGAGAGAGAGGUGUCAACAAAAGAAGAUAAACCCAUGCAGUGCACACCUCAGAAAGCCAAGCCAGUGAGGGCAGCCGCUGAGCCAGGGAGAGAGAAAAUCCUCAGGCCACCAGUGGAGAAGUGGAAGAGACCGGAGGACAAAGACUUAAGAGAAAAACGUUGUUUUAUUUGUGGACGAGAAGGGCACAUUAAAAAGGAAUGCCCUCAGUUUAAAGGCUCUUCAGGUCUGUCUAAAUCAGAUUGUGUAUUUGGAUCCCCUUCUUCACAAAACCCUUUGAGACCAGCUGGCACAUUUGUUCAGGCAGUGCUUUUACAUGAAGACCAAAAGAAACAAAAAACAUCUAUAUUUUUGAGUCCCCAGUCAGUUACAGAGAAUGAAGAGGCCAAGCCGUCUGUCCCAUCAGGUGUCAGUUUCUGAGAGAGAGCACUCCCAGAACCUUGGCAGCCUCCCCAGCCCCGCAGCAGAUAGAGCUCUUCCCUGCUGUCGCCAGCCCAGGCUGCAACAAGCCAGGGCGCAGUGGUCUCACCCUGGGAAAGCUAACGAAGCUCCAGGUGAAGGGCAUUUGGCCGUCUCUACUUCGAAUGUUAACAAGGAAAAUAAAUUGAAUUAUUAAAUUAUUUAAGUACUUCUGUUUCUAUUAGUACCAAGAUGAAUUAUCUCAAGUAUAUAAAAUGAUCUACUUAGAAAUAGGCCUUUAUUUUUAUAAUAUGUGAAUACUUUACAGUUGUGUUUUUUUAAUGAUUGGGAAAACCAUUUGAAAUGGCAUCAAGUUUCUCUACAAUCAGACUGAGGUAGAAUGUCGCAAAGAGAAACAGAAAUCUUCAAAGAAUUACCACCCUUACCCAAAAGGGGAUCAUGGUAUCCAUGAAAGGUGAAGACAUAGGAGAUUCUGUAAGAACAGGCAAGAGCAGCUCUUUCCUGGGAAGGUUUUGUAAUUGUUCUCAGUGGAAUGCAUGGACUUAAAAAUAAGAAAAGUUCUACUGGGAAAACCCUCAAAAUGAAAUGGAGCAAAAUGAGAAUGGGGUCUGUUCUGAGAGGAUUUGAUAGUGGGAGUGGCCAUGAAACAUGGAUGAGGAGAUUGACAAGCUGCUCUGGAAGCUCCUUCAGCAAAUGAGAGUGGAUGGGAGAGUGUGGGGCUGUUUCCCAUAGAUCCUCUGAGAGUUUGAAGGUCACAUAGUUACCAGAUGUAAAGAAGCGAAAAGACUGUUGUCUUUACAAGCUUCAGCCUUGAAUAGGUAUUUCCAGAACACUUUACUUAAGAAAAUACUGGUCCUUGCUUAGUUGCGAUUUGUUUUGUCAAAGGUAAGAUGUUUAUGAAUACCAGCUUUGCCGUCAGAUUGCGCGGUGUGAUUUGUAGCUUUGUGAUCUUAUCCUCCAUUGCUUCAGUUUCCUCAUCUGUUAAAUGGGAUAAUAAUAAUACUUAUCUUAUAGGACAGUUGCAAAAUCUAUGCAAAAGCACUUAGAACAGUACCUGAUGCUGUGAGAGCCUCUGCUGGUGGGCGCCGAUGGCGUUUGGUGUCCUGCAGGACAUCUGUCAUCAUUGCUUCUGCUAAAGAUUUUAUGCAUCUUGAAAGUAAAAUUUUAAGUGGGGGAAAAGUACAGAUGUUAGACAUAUACCUAGAAAUGGCAAUACCAAUUGACAGUAGGUUAGGAUUUCAGUAAAUUAUCUUCUGAGUGAAAGAUUUACGUAUUUAUAAAUCUUUUUAAUAACCAUAAAACUUAAGCUUACUACAGAAAAAAAAAGUUAUUGCAAUAAAGUUUGCUUUCUACCAGAAAAAAAAAUUUAUAAGUGGUUAAAACUUAUCUUUUCUAAUAAACUCCUCAAGUUAAUGACAACUAUUAAUACUGUCAAAUUUAUCCAUGAAAAAUUUACACAAGUUAUGUAUGUUGUUAUGUGAAAUGUCUCAACAUUAAGUAGGAUUAAGUUUCCAGAAAGCUCUUCCUUUUCACAGACUUUAUCUGUGAUGCAUGGGUGGUUUCCUGAGGAGAACCUGCUAGUGUGUACAGCCCCUGCUCUUCGGCAAUAGCUGAAUUGACCUUAGAAGAAAGAGGUGAGCUCCUCUGAGCUCCAGGUGUCCCGUUUAUAAAAUUGGCAAUAGCACCAUCUGUCUUGUGCUGCUGAGGUUAAAGCAGCCACCCACAUCCGAGUUCUCAUCCAAGUUCUCUUUCCUCUCCUGAUACUUCCUCCGUUCCACUAAGCUACAUACGGUUCUUGACUCUCAAAUGAGACAGCAGUAGAUGGGAAAUCCCACGAGUUUCCUUGCUCUCGAUUCCUCCCUCCGUCACAUACACACAGCUAACAGUGCCUUCGAUGUUCAGUAAGUUUCAUUGAUGAGAGGUGGACUCAUUUUGACAGAGUAAAGAAAAGUGGGAGAGUGAUCAAGAACAUGAGCUUUAAAGUCAGACUUACUCUGGCUUGACAUCCAACCCAGUCAUUUACUAGCUCCAUUACCUCUGUCCAGUUAGUGAGCCUCUCUGCCUCAGUGUCCUUGUCCAUAAACUGGGGCUAAUAUCUCACAGGGCAACUGUAAGGAUUAGUUUCAUAUAUGUAAAGCCCUUAACACCGUAUCUGGCACACAUCACUUGAUAAAUUAUUACUACUCUUAUUGCUGUAGUGAACAGAAAGUCUCCAACUAUGCUCUGACUGUCUAACUUCUAGGACAAAUAUAUAACAGAAGUUUCUAACAAAAGAGUAUGUGGAGAUUGAAGAACCAUAGUCACAAACUGUAUGAGAAUCUCAAGAAACUAACAUUUGUCUAUUUCUUAAUCCUCUACUGUUUUUGGAAAGAAAAUUACUUUUCAAAAGAAACUACCUCUGUGUCUUUGUUUAUUCCAUUUUAAUCCAAGGGUUUGAAAUCUUAAAUAUUGGAGAUGCUAUAAGAGAUUGGUGAAUAUCUUUUCUCCUUUAUGAUAAUGUAUACUUUUUUCCUUGACCAGGAUGUUAAAGCUUACUUAUUAAAAAACAAAAGCACAGUGGUCUUUAUGAUAGUAAAUUUAAAAUAAUAGAAGCACUUUUUGAAAACCAUAUGGGAAGAUCUUAUUAUCAGUGAAUAUAUAGAUUAUUGUUUUUCAUACCCUUCUUGAUAUUCCAAUAUAUGAACAUACAUUAUGUAUUUAACCAUUCUUUAUUAAUGGAACUAGUGCUUUUCAAAUAUUUGUUAUAUCAGUGUCUUCAAAACUUUUUUGCUUGCAUACUCGCUCCCAAAAUGUUGAACCACCCAUAUAUCUCCUUGUAUGUGUUUAAGUUGACAUCUAAGUUUUUUGUCAUAGUUGCAAAACAUGUAAUUUCUGGAGGUUUUUUUGGAAAAUAUUGGCAUUUUAAAAACAAAACUUUUAAAUCAGUCUUUUUAAAUGUAUCAAAUGAAAUAUAAAUAUUAUUGCAGAAAUUUUACAUCUUUUUUUUUCUCCUUGAAUUCUUUUGUUUCACUUCCAUGGAAUUUUAUCUUAAGAUGAUAUAUUUUUAUCAUAUAUAUUUCAAGCAUUUUAUUGACUGGCCGCAAAAGUGUUCAUAUAAAUUGAAUUUUUCAGCUUUUUGUUAAAUCUCAAAGUGUAAAAAUGUCUUCUAAAUUGUUUAUAGUUAUUAGAAGAAUAUAAUUGACCAAAACCAAUGUUACAAAUUUUGAUUAAAAAUUGCUUCCUAUGUUUACUUACUGAAAAUGACUUUCAUUUAAUUAGAUGAGACUUUUAUCCCAUGCAUUCAUUUAUUUUCAGAGUAGUACUACUUAAUGCACAAAUGAAACAGUGAAUCAUUUCUCUUCCUAAUCUUUUGUUUUAUACUUCAUAAACAUUGUGAAACCUCAUUAGUCUUUAUAAUAGCAAAUUACAAGGAAUAGAAAUAAGUCUUGGAGUCUGGGAAGGGAAGAUACAACAGUGCCACUCAGUUGUUUUCAUUCCUUUUUAAUCAAAUCACCGAAAAAUCACAUAAAUCGUAUCAUCAGAACUUAUUCUGAUGGUUAUCAACUACCAGUUAAUUUUAUGAAAGCUAAAAAUUUGGGUUUUUAUUAGAUGUAUUCACAUGUUGCUACAGAUCCCAGCAUUUUGUGUGCUUCUCUGCCUCCCAAGGCUUUUUCUUUUUCACUUAGGGUAAUGUGCCACAUUAAGAGGUGAAUGGUUAUAACACACGUGUCUCUCUCUGUCUUGUGAAAGGGUAAAGAGAAAGUGGUAUGAUUCCUGAGAACCACCCCAAAACCUGGGCGACAAAGACAUUCUCAAAAAGAACUCAGAUAAAAAUUGAAGCACUGUGGUCAACUCUCUCAAAACUCAACCCACUUGUCCUCUUAAGCUAUUCAGGAAUAGCUUAAUACCAUGUACCCAAGGUUGAAGACCACUGUCUAUAUAAAACACUGCAAUGUCAGUUUGCAUAUUUGUCUAGUUAUUUCCUCAGGAUAAAUUCCCACUUAGGAGAAUAAUAGGUUUAAAAGUAACCAUAUUUUGACAGCGAUACCAAUAAUGCCACAUUGUGAUUGUGGACAGUUUCAGAGAGUCAGUCACAAUUUUCCCAUACCCUUGCUUCAUUUAGGAUAGUCUUUUUUGCCAGUCUGCUUGAAGUUCUGUUCUUGCCAUUGAAUUCUAACAAUUUUCCACAUUUUCAUUUGUAUUUCUUCAUGUUACAUCUUGGUAUUUUUGAGUAUUCAUUUUUGUCUUUAGUUCUUUCUACUUAGAAAUUUAUUCAUGCUUUGUCAAAUAUGUUAUAGUAUCCAUCAUCAUCACCAGUUUAUUAUUCUUUCAACCUCAUUUAUGAUUUAUUUUGCCAUGGAUACAUUUGUUUUAGUAGUUUGAGCUAGCCAACUGUAUGGUAGUUUCAAGUCAUGCUUACACAUUUUUAAGAAUUUCAUGUUCUUCCCCCAGAUUACAUAAAAAUUCAUAUUUUAUUUAUAGUAGUUUUAUCUUUUUUUCUUGACCGAACCGUGCAGCAUGCAAGUUCUUAGUUCCCAACCAGGGGAUCAAACCCUGCAGUGGAAGCACAGAGUCCCAACCACUGAAGCAGGGAAGUCCCAUAGUUUUAUCUUUUUGUGUGUGAAUUUUUUUACAUGAAGCUUCUUCAGGUAUGUUGAGAUUUUUAUAUACAUAGAUACACACACACCCAUAUAUAUAUAUAUAUAUAUAUAUAUAUGUAUGUAUGUAUGUAUGUAUACAGGGGACUACAUGUUUAAGUGAUAAGUAAUAAAACUAAAAGUAUUCUUAGAACUGUUUCUUAACAUUUGGGCAAAAAAUUUUUUAAAGAUCUAAAUAAUAUAACAACUACUCAUCUACUAGAGAAUUGGCCUUAUUUUUUCAUAUUUUCUUUUCAGUCAUUUAUUAUUAAUAAGAAUUCAGGUACCCGUUCUUUUUUAAACUCUUAAUAUGUAUCCUUUAACAUGUAUAUACUUUAAUAUACGUAUCCUUGGUGAAUUUUUAAACUUAAAUGACUCACACUGUAUAAUAUGAAUGUUUUACAACUUGCCUUUUAUAUCUAACAAUGAUUUUGAAAUUUAUAUAUGUUGUAUAUGGAUUUAGUCUCUUUACAGUAUUGCAUCGUAUGAAUACAGAAUAUUUUAUGUAAACAUCACCUAGUACAUGAGCAUUUAGAUUAUGUCUGGUGUUUUGCUGUUAUAAGCAGUGUUGUAGUGAACACUCUUCUGUGUGUCUUCUUGAGCAUAUUUGAGAGAUUCUAUAGGAUUUGAGUAUUUGAGCAUUUUCAUAUGUGCAUAUUUGCCUUUUCAACUUAAAUACUGUCAGAUACCCCCUAAUUGGCUGAAACAGUUACCACUUACAUCAACAGUGUUUAUUCAUACAAAUAUGAUGAGUGAAAAAAUACUGUGGUUUUCUAAUAGAUAUAUAUAUAUAUAUUUUUUUUUUUUACUCUGGUGAUGCUAAGCACCUUUUUAUAUGCUUACUGGCUGUGAAUACCAUGUAUUUAUUAUUACAUACAUUCUAAAUGUUUUCUUCCAGUAUAUCUUGCCUUGUACCACUUCAGUUUUUAAUUUUGAGAUAAUUAGAUGAUUGGUUUUCCCUGAUUAGUUUUCAUGGAUAUGUGAUUCAUGAUUUUAGGGUUGUCUUUCAGAAAUUUUUCCCUCACCUGAAGUUGUAAAGAUAUCCAUCUGUAUUUUUUUUCUAAUAGCUUUAAAACUUUAUUUUUCUUAUUUAGAUCUUUAUUCUAUCUGGUUGUAUGUAGAAUAUGAGGUACUGAUGUAAAUUUUUGUCCCUUAAGUGAAAAGCCUUUCCUCAGUACUUCAUGAAGUUUAGAAUGUCAAAGACAUUGACCAAUAGACAAUUUUUGACCAAUAGACAAUCUGUGGUAUGAAUAUAGUAUUUAUACUCAUAGAGUGCUUUGAUUCUUCCUGCCAUAUCACUGAUUUUUCACUGAGUUGACUCUCAGGAUAUCUUGCUUUGGAAAGUUUGCUUUUGAGGGGGCAUAAGUUUGUUUGCAUACUUAAUAAGUUGACUUUGGACAUUUUAGAAAGUAUAGUUUAGACAAAUUGAAAGUAAAAGCCAUUUAUACUUGUCCCAUUUUAAAGCAUUAACUAUUAUUUCAGUUUUGGAGAUAAAAUCUUCUCAUCUUUUUACAUCAAUGUAAUGAUAAUAGUUAGCAUUGAUUGAGCACUUUCUGUGUGCCAGGUACUGUUCAGUUGUUUUACCUAUAUUAAUUUAUUUAAUCUUCACAGUAACUCCAAGGGGAUAGGUAUUAUUGUCUUCAUUUUACAGAUAACCAAAAUGAGGCAAUACGUAUUUGAUUAGUGGUGUUUUUCAAAUGUGUUUUUUUUAUUAAUUUUUAGUUUUAAUGAAAAUACUAUUCAUGAGGAUUUAUAACCUUCAUUUUUCAUGUUAUUAAUUAUCCUUCUCUGCAUACCUAAUAUGUUAUUGUGUUUAUAAUUAGGCAUAUCACAAGUUCUGGACAUUUGUGUUAUUUGCAUGCUUUACAAGGUUUCUGUGGUUUAUAUGAAUAUUCCGUUAGCAAAAUUUCUGCACACCUAGCUGUCCUUCUGCUCUUCCUUCAGCAGUUAGUGGUUAAGAAUUGAUACCUUGUUUUACUUUGCAUUUCUUUGAUUACCCACUGAUAUUGAUUAAUUUUUAUCUACUUACAUACUUUUUUUUCUCUUUCAUAUGUUGCUUUUUCUUUCACCAGCUGUCUAUUAGUGUUUGUCUUUUUUCUAUGAAUUUGUAAUUUCUUUAGUGCUAAGAAUAGAAAGCCCUUUUAAUAAGUAAAGCAUAAUGCGGUAUACUUAGGAAACUCUUUCCCCACUCCAAAAUAUUCACUACUUCUUACACUUUGACUCUCUCAUAUUUAAUUCUAUAAUUCAUUUGAAAUUAGGUAAGGAGGAAAGGUAUGAUGUGAGGAAGGAAACUUAUCUAUCCCUUUCCUUCCAAAAUUACUUGUUUGACACAAUACCAGUUAGUGAACAAUCCAUACUUUCCACCAUUGGCUUGAAAUGUGUAUAAUCAAUGUGUGUAUAUCCUUUGCUAGAUACUACUUUCUUGUAAGUGAUCACUUAAGAAUUUGUCAAUUUCCUUGUUUCAUUGAACUGCUUGUUUUGACUCCAGAACAAAAUCUAUUAACUGUUCUGUGGUGUGCAUGUAAUUAGCAGUCCUCAUUUCUGUCCUUCAGCUGUAAAUACAAUAAAUUUCCUUUUUUUUCUUUUAAA